AUGCACAUGCAUAUAUACUCUGUACAAAGUCUAACAGUGUCUUCGCGAUGUCAACCUUCGCCUGCCCAGGUACACAAGAAUAUAUCACCUCACAGCAUCACGUCCAUUGCCCACCCUCGCGACCUCACCCCCCACCAGAAGGCGGCUGAGCAUAGACACCUAUUCGUACUUUGCUCCUCCAAAGUGGACAAUCUGGCCAGGCAGGUCGUAUCCACCCGCACUCAACAAGUUUGGCGCCGCGGCCAAGUUUCCCGUUUGUGCAGAGCCACUGAGCCAGAGACGGGCUACGACGGGACCUAUCGCAGGCCGUCCGUAUUUACAGGGACGAUUCUGGGGUUUCUUCGACACCUGGCACUUCUGCACUGUUCUGUUCUCUCGAGUCUGUCGCCGUUCAGCCCACCAACCUCACUCAUCCCGAAAAACGAUCGCGUACCCUGCAAGGACAAGGUUCCUUUCCCUCAUUACGUACCUGUCCUAUUUCCAGUGCAAGGAAGGGGCAGCUUGGCGGGUGACUUUCUUCAGACUGCAGGGUACCUCUCCAGCCCUCUCCCCAGGGGCCUCUGA
This is a messenger RNA of Colletotrichum destructivum, 564 nucleotides long. RefSeq lists its product as uncharacterized. Lineage: Eukaryota; Fungi; Ascomycota; Sordariomycetes; Glomerellales; Glomerellaceae. The transcript has 2 exons. The coding region runs from base 1 to 564 and encodes 187 amino acids. The record is from RefSeq and is a predicted model, not a curated record.